Trachemys scripta elegans is the source of this 4653-nucleotide messenger RNA. It is a transcript of the gene PAK6, whose product is annotated as p21 (RAC1) activated kinase 6. The transcript has 10 exons. Gene Ontology annotation, biological process: protein phosphorylation; regulation of MAPK cascade; intracellular signal transduction. Gene Ontology annotation, molecular function: ATP binding; protein serine/threonine kinase activity. Bases 955 to 2964 code for a protein of 669 amino acids. NCBI's taxonomy places the organism in Eukaryota, Metazoa, Chordata, Testudines, Emydidae. The record is from RefSeq and is a predicted model, not a curated record. Gene Ontology annotation, cellular component: cytoplasm.
CCUCAUCCACGUUCCACCUCUUCCCAUCCCCCGCUGCUGACUGAAGUUCCAGCAGACAGAAGUCACUGAUGCAGAAAUGUAUAUUUCCAGGAGUCAAUAAGCUCCGAGCUACAGCACAAUUGGAGCAAGAGGAUUAUGGGGUGAUACUAGACAGUAAACCACACAGCACUGACUCAUAGCAAGCUACAGAGGAAAAGUAUUGGCACCAGGUCAUGUGCUGCACAUCUGCAAUGCAAAUUAAUUAUCAUCUAUCCAGACAUAUAUCAAAUGAUCAAAGCUCCCGCUGCCAGGAAUGACUAGGAAUUUGUGGCAGAUCCUGAAAUUCACAACACAGCAGGAGAUGUCGGGAUUCAUUAGGAACUGCAGCAGCUCUAGGCCCCAAGGCAGUGGAAACGAGAGAAGCGCGGUAACGAGCAAGUCGGAGCAUUAAUAGGUCAGCCAAUGAGGAGGGGUGCAAGGUGGCGACCUUGCAGAGGCUCUUGUCUGAGACCCAGCAAACCUCAUUGCUCUGGUGCAACUCUGAGCACCUUUUCUCUCCUGUCCCUUCCAGAGUCCAAAGGGAGAUGGUGAUGAUGAGGAGGAAGGAGGAUCCCAUGAGGCCCCAGUGUCAGCAUUCAUCAUGCUCUUUGCAGUGAGAGCCUGAGACUUUCCAGCGCUGAACAUUUCUGUGUCUCAUCUACAACCACACCCUGAAAUCAAAUUCACAGCCAGGUGAACCAGGCACUGUACAAACAUGUCAGAGCUGCCUCCGCCCCCUUCUCUCCCGCUCUCUCUUGCCUUCUCCUUUCUCUCUCAAGUUUCUCGGAGAGUCAACGGAUUCCAGCGUGAGAAUAUUUUCACCUCACCACUGGUUCUGGAGCAGUGAGAAAUCUGGGGAUAUUAAUGACUUAAUGUACUGGAGAACCGAACAGUGAAGUAGUCUGAGAAGAAGAAGAGAAGCACAUAGCUGGCAUCAUGUUUCGCAAAAAGAAGAAGAAACGACCUGAGAUCUCUGCUCCGCAGAACUUCCAGCAUCGGGUCCACACCUCGUUCGAUCCAAAGGAGGGUAAAUUCAUUGGCCUGCCCCCUCAAUGGCAGAAUAUUCUAGACACCCUAAAACGCCCAAAGCCAGUUGUAGACCCUUCAAGAAUCACCAGGAUGCAGCUUCAACCUAUGAAGACUGUAGUGAGGGGCAGCAGAAUCGAACUGGAGGGAUAUAUCUCUGGGAUACUGAAUGAUAUUCAGAAGCUUUCUGUCAUCAGUUCCAACACUCUAAGGGGAAAGAGCCCAACCAGCAGGAGGAGAGCUCAGUCACUUGGACUUUUGGGAGAGGACAGGCUCCCAGACAUGUAUCUUCAGAGCCCUGAGGUCGACUGGGAAGACAAAUAUGGAAACUACCUCAACUGCAAUGGUGGAAGCAAAGCAGCCCGAAGGCAGACGAUGUGGCCAGAUUAUAAACCCAGGACGGAUGGGCAAGCUCAUCCCAAUGGUAUGGUAAUGAAAGCAAAGUCCCUUGGGCCUUCAGAGUUCCAAGGUGAGGAUGGGCGCUGCAUCCAGCUCACUUCAGUUUCGCAGCAUCAACAGCACACCUGUGUUCUGGUUGGGAAGAGUGAUAAGGCUGAAAGAAGAAGCUCAGAAUGCUGGCCCCAGCCUUGCCUGGUGGCACAAGUGAAUCCCAGGCCUUCUGGGGAGGGCAGCCCUUGUCCCAAAUCAAGGGAAAACAGCUUGAAACGAAGGCUGUUACGAAGUGUGUUUCCCUCAUCCAGUGACUCAAAUAAGUCAGGCUCCGCCCUGCAGAUUAAGUCUAAUGCUUUCUUCAGGCCCCAGCAGUGGGGUUCUCCACGCAGCCCUUCAACCAAAGCCCAGUCUCUUCCGCCUGAUCAGCCAGCACCAGAUUUAACCAGGAUGAUUUCAGAAGCUGGUACCCCCCAGAAGAGCCCAACAACUGAGAAGGCAACUACAUUGCCACAGGGCAGGCCAUCACCAGCAGGAUCCCCCCGAAACAGACACACUCAGACCAGUUCCAGCAACCUUCACCUGUCCCAAGACUCUUCCGCUAAAGGACAGUUGGCCAAUGAAGACCCUGUGGUUGUGACUCAUGAGCAGUUCAAGGCUGCACUCAGAAUGGUGGUGGACCAGGGUGAUCCCCGGACAUUGCUGGAGAACUAUGUGAAGAUUGGUGAAGGAUCUACAGGCAUUGUCUGCAUCGCUCGUGAGAAGCAUUCAGGGCGACAGGUGGCAGUAAAGAUGAUGGACCUGAGAAAGCAGCAGCGACGGGAACUUCUUUUUAAUGAGGUGGUGAUAAUGAGAGACUAUCAGCACGUCAAUGUGGUGGAGAUGUAUAAAAGCUACCUGGUGGGAGAGGAACUCUGGGUGCUCAUGGAAUUUUUGCAGGGAGGAGCCCUCACAGACAUUGUGUCUCAAAUCAGGCUAAACGAGGAACAAAUUGCGACAGUGUGUGAGUCAGUGCUGCAAGCCCUUGCAUAUUUGCAUUCCCAGGGUGUGAUUCACAGAGACAUUAAGAGCGACUCCAUUCUCCUGACCCUUGAUGGAAGGGUGAAACUCUCAGAUUUUGGCUUCUGUGCUCAGAUCAGUAAAGAUGUACCAAAAAGGAAGUCCCUAGUGGGAACUCCAUACUGGAUGGCUCCGGAGGUUAUUUCAAGGGCCCCAUACACUACUGAGGUGGAUAUCUGGUCUCUAGGGAUCAUGGUGAUAGAGAUGGUGGAUGGAGAACCCCCCUAUUUCAGUGAUUCACCAGUCCAAGCAAUGAAGAGACUCCGUGACAAUUCUCCUCCCAAACUGAAAAAUUCUCACAAGACUUCUCCAGUUCUGAGAGACUUCUUGGAACGGAUGUUGACACGAGAUCCUCUAGAAAGAGCAACAGCUCAAGAGCUUCUGGAUCACCCCUUCUUGCUCCAGACUGGACUUCCAGAGUGCCUAGUCCCCCUUAUUCAGCAGUACAGGAAACGCACCUCCACCUGCUGACUCCGCACAUGGGGAAAAGCCAGUAUCCCAGCACUGGAAAGGCAUUUUCUCUGCUGGAAAUACUUGUACUUGACCAAGACUCAAGCAGUGUCACUCUGCGAACAGUGCUUAGAACUUGUCAGUAUUUUUUUUUGGAAGGAUGAAUGUGAAAAUUCCCUCCAGCCUUUAGCUGCUUCCCUUUCGCUGAAGACAAUCAAGUCAGACCCAAUAUCUUUCAAGAACAAAAUAGAGGCAUUACAUGGCUUCUGGAAUCUCAUAUUUCUCUUACAAGAAUGGCAUUUUUAAGAUGUCUGAAUUUGGAUAUUGAAGGGUCUGCAAACUCUGGAAAAUUUUAACUACUGGCUAUCAAAUUGGAACUAUAUUCCCCAAACAGAAAUGUGAUCUUUGUUUUUUAAUGUUAGUUGUACACUGGAGUCCUGAGCUAACCCAAAAGAGACGCAUUUUGGGACACCAACCUUCUAAAAAAUUCUAUCUUAAACAAUGCACAAGGAUUUCAACACUUUUUUGAGACUCUCUCUUAUUAUUUUAUCUCAUUCCACAUGUGUGAACAUCACUGGGCCUGAAAAAGCUACCUGGAGGGCAGAUGUAAUAUAUGUUUGGUUGGUUUCCAACUUCCUCCUUUGCAUCAAACUGCUUCAUUUCUAUGGAGAAUAUAUGUGGUUUAACAGGACAAAAAGAUGGUCUGUCUUGAGUCAACUGCAUGAUCUUAGAUGUGUGGAGGGAUGACGCUCCUUAGCACAGGCCUUCUCUAAGUGUCUCUCUCUCUUCUCUAUAGAGAAUGUACUGACUGCCACCAGAAUCCUAUGGCUGAAGCUUCAUAACAUGUAACAUCACUGUCUUCUCCAACACUGAAUCGAAUGGGAGGCAAAAUGGUGUUCUCAGCAGGAAGGGUUUAAGAAAGCUUGUCCCAGGGUCUAGGUCCCCCUGGGUACAUUGGAUUCAUAUCAAGAAAUGCUGCCUUGAAACAGCUGUUAGGUAGCACUUUGUACCAUUAUGAAUCCUGUAACAGGCUCAAUAAAAAAUUGAAGAUGUUUGUUUUCUUGGUGAGAAUGUUUGGCUUCCACCUCCCAUGUUUUGUUACAGUGAAGGGUGAGGAGGAGAGGGAGUGGUUAUGUGUGGUUUGUUAUUGGCAUGUCCUUGCUGAUAUGUCUGAAGGUUUCUGUUUGUCUAAGGCGCCCCUUCAAUCCUUUUAAAGUAAAUUUAGAAUUUUUGUAUAAGCUCAUUGAUCAGUGAGAUAGUCACGGUCAUUUUGACGCCUAGGUCAGGUUUUAACAUGUACAGUAAUGUGUUUAAAGUCAUGCAGAUAUCUGGAACUUAGUCUUAUCUGUGAAACUGGGAUCCCACUUUGCAGCCAAAUUAUAAAGAUCAUAGAAAUUUGGAUUCUUUUAGGGCACCCCGACUGCCUAAAAAAUUAAUCUCAUUAUUGAAUUAUCUUUACGAGGUUUUUAUUCUCCUCUUUCCCUCUACCACCUUCCCUGUUACAGAUCUUGCUAUAGACUUUUAGCUGUAAUAAAUAACUUGAAAUCAUCUAGCCACCUGGAUGAAACUUUGAUGCAAAAAAUUUCUGUAUUUCCAGGUAUCCUGUCUUUUUAUGCAAAAGAGCAGAGCCUUUUUAAACAGGCUUAUAAUUUGAAACACUGUCUAUAUUUGUGAAUUGUUUGCACUUGUGUUUUAAAAUAAAGUAGAUCU